CCAAAAUGGCGCCGUCCAAGAAGAAACAUGCCAAGAGCCCGGCGUGUAUCAUUCCAGGAGGUUUUGCGGUGCUGCCAUUACAGUUCAGUUCCGACAGCACCGCACGACACAGCCUUUAUGUGAAAGAGCACAAAGUACGAGCAGAGACGAGUUCUCACAGACCUCUGGACCGGACUUUGUUUGUGCUGAACAUCCCUCCGUACUGCUCAGAGGAGGUUGUCAAAGAGUUAUUCUCUCGGUUCGGCAGGGUUGACUCAGUGGAGCUGAGAGAUCACCCGGGAUCCUCUCAGGAAUCUGGACCCAAACUGUCCGAGUUCUUCAGACUACCUGGAAAAAAGGGUUUCCAUGUUGGUUACAUCGUGUUUAAAAAGGCCUCCAGUUUAACAGCAGUUAAAUCCCACCCACACGACGUACCUCUGGUGGUCUGCACGGAGCAGCGACCAGUUAAAACCGGAGUACAGAAAUGGAUCCAUCAGUACACAGAGUCUUUCAUUCACCCGGAGAAGCUGCAGCAGAUCGUCGACUCGUUUAUGGAAAACUACGACAAGCGUAAAGAACAGGAGGCCGAGCGUCAGAAGAAGGAGGCGAAGCAGCAGCAGGAGGAGGAAGAGGGCUGGGUGAAAGUCACUAGAGGGCACAAGGGCACCAAGGCCCGUCCUCACAGCGAGGCAGCCAACCAGAAGACUCUGAAGAAGGAGAUGAAGAAGAAAAAGAGGAAGGAGCUCAUGAACUUCUACACCUGGCAGCACAGAAACACACAGAAAGAACAUAUUGCUGAACUGAGGAAGAAGUUUGAGGAGGACAAACAGAGAAUAGCUCUGCUGAGGGCACAGAGGAAGUUCAAACCCUACUAAAACAACUUUUUUUUUCUUUGCUCAUUUCACUUCAUUUGUUUUUGUUGCAUUAUAAAACAUUUGUGUUAAUA
Stegastes partitus (bicolor damselfish) is the source of this 925-nucleotide messenger RNA. RefSeq names its product ribosomal RNA processing 7 homolog A (gene rrp7a). Gene Ontology annotation, biological process: rRNA processing; ribosomal small subunit assembly. Gene Ontology annotation, cellular component: CURI complex; UTP-C complex. Gene Ontology annotation, molecular function: RNA binding. The record is from RefSeq and is a predicted model, not a curated record. Lineage: Eukaryota; Metazoa; Chordata; Actinopteri; Pomacentridae. Bases 6 to 854 code for a protein of 282 amino acids. The transcript has 7 exons.